This is a messenger RNA of Egretta garzetta (little egret), 1193 nucleotides long. RefSeq names its product centromere protein P (gene CENPP). Gene Ontology annotation, cellular component: chromosome, centromeric region; nucleus. The coding region runs from base 492 to 1193 and encodes 233 amino acids. Gene Ontology annotation, biological process: CENP-A containing chromatin assembly. Lineage: Eukaryota; Metazoa; Chordata; Aves; Pelecaniformes; Ardeidae. The record is from RefSeq and is a predicted model, not a curated record. The transcript is spliced from 7 exons.
UUUAGAAUAAUUGUUUCGGGAGCCUCCCUUCAAGCGGCUCUGUUGUUUCUCGAGGGGGAAUGAAGGAGCGUCCGGCGCCCCCUGCUCGAGCUGCAGCUGUGGAAGCGCCCAGGCCCGGCUUGGGCGCGCAGUUCGAAGGCGCGGAGCGCGCGCGGGGGCGGGGCCUUUCUCUCUUUCCUUAGCCUCUCCUCUCAGCGCUGGGGCUGUGGGGGCUUUGCUUGCUCGCUUGCCGCUCUCCUUGAGCGUGUGUGGCACCACCGGGGCGGGCCCUGGUACCUGUGAGCCUCGACCCACCUCCUGGGGCGGCACCGGCUUGUCCGGCGGUUCGGCUCGUCCAGCCGGUGCCUUGUGAGACUGCAAGACUAGGAGCAAAGCAGCGAAAGGCAGGACCUCGUCGUCUCGUUUCUCGCUAACGCUUGAAUGCUCUUCCUGUGGCAGUGUAAAAGCAAAUGUUUACGGCCGUAUACGUGUAGUAACAUCGAUUCUGAGAAAUGGACAAUGGCACUUGUCAAGUUUAUGAAGAUGAAAUCCAGUCACUGGAAGAAGAAAUUAAACUAUUAGCUGAAAUGUAUGAAGAUAGCCAACAGGAAUCCACCUUUUUUUCUGAAGAGGAGAUAUUAAUGUCAAUAAAAUCAUUCCAAGGAGAAUUUCAGGGAGAAUCUAAGGGACAUGAAUGUCCAUCAGACCUGAAAGCUCAACUUGAAAGUCUAGAAAGAGAUCUCUCAUUUUUAAUGAAAUUUACUGGUUUUUGGUUCACAAGUCAUUCCAAGAAAACGGUGGAAAAAACUAAAACCAGAACAGUGCGGAAGCACAGGUUAUCAGGGAAUUGCCAUUCCCUGUCUUUUCAGUUGGAGUUCCAGCUUCUUGAAAUGCAGAACAAAGAGAAUGUGUCUGCUGUUAUUACUGAUCUCAGCAUUGUAAUGGAAUCUGGAGAAGAUUUAGAUGUGAGCAAGUUUGUGUCAAGCACGGAAGAACAUGGAGGUCUUUUAACGUUUUUCAGAAGCCUUUUAUCUUAUGCUGAGUGGUAUGAACAUCGUAGAUGCACCUUCCAACACUUCAAGGCCUUUGGGUUCUAUGCUAGAUUGAUCAAUUUCUAUUAUCAAUCAACCAGAUUAAAGAAAAAAGUACUGAUUUCUGAUAAUGUUAAAAACAAAACUAAAACCCAACCAACCCUGUCCUCAGCUACGCAGUAA